This is a messenger RNA of Cladocopium goreaui, 2508 nucleotides long. The record is from the annotation of a GenBank genome assembly. Lineage: Eukaryota; Dinophyceae; Suessiales; Symbiodiniaceae.
AUGCCGGGCACCGUCAUUUCGAUGAUCUCUGGCAUCGGCGUGGCGAAUAGCCUACGGAAUCGCGGCAUCAACGCACUGGUCGGGGUGGCGAUCUCUGCGUCACUGCUUCCUCCCUUGGUGAACAGCGGAAUCUAUUUGGCCUGGGGCUUCUUAGUGGUGGAUCCCUCGGUGGCGCAGGAUCGCUUCUACCGUGGAUGGAUUAGUUUCCUGUUGACCAUGAUCAACGUGCUGGGAGUGAUCUUGAGUUCGGCCCUCUGGUUUCGUCUCCGUGGUGUAGGGGAAGCCACGAAGCAUGCAACGCGAGGGCCGCUUUUGAGUCCUACCAUUUCUCUGCGAGAAAAAAAGGGACCGCCACACUCCGGGCCAACUGCCGGGCCCUUGAAGCGAAGCGAGUCCCAAGUGUUGAAACAGAUGAAGGUGGAACAAGUGCAGCAGAGGCUCUUCCAUCAACAGGAACCCGUGAGGAAACUCUUAGAUGAGACCGAUUCCCUGUUGUCAGCUGCAGCAGUAGAUCGGGUAGCAGCAUUGGAGGUCAUUGAGCAGCAGCAGAAAGCAGCAAGGAAUAUUGGUGAAGAUUUGAUGGAAGAUAUGCUGUGCCUGGACUCCUUAGCAAACCUUUUCCAGGAAGAUCGCCAGGUGGACUCUGCAAAGUCCAUGCUGAUGAAGCGACGGAAGGAGUUGGAGGCUCUAGCUCAUGCAGACAAGGAGGCGGCGCCUCUGGCGCCGGUCGCACCGGCGCCGGCGGCGCCGAACGAACGCCUGGCAGAGCUCAGGCUUCAGUUGGAGUUGACCUCCCAAACUCUUCCGCAUGCAUAUGUGGUCAGCGGCUUCGCCCGUGGCUUGAAGAAAGAGGAGCUGACGCUGGAACUUCGUGGCUCCACUUUGAAGAUCAACGCCUUGAGACUACCAACCCCUGAGGAGUCCGCCUUUCUGGAGCGAACCUUGAGACGAGCUCCGACGGUGGAGGACUUCAUGGCAGUGGGACGAGGCGUCUUCGGUCAGAUCCGCGAGGCCAUCAAGUUGCCCAUGGACGUGGACAGAUCGAAGAUUCAGGCCACCUGUGUGGAUGGCCAGCUGCGCAUCACCUUGCCGCGGCAGCGGCAGCCGCGGAGGCGCUGUGGCCGUGGUGAAGGGCCAACGAAGGAACAGAGCACUGUGGCCCCGGACCCGGACGCAUAUGCCACGGAUGCGGUGAAGAAGGCGUGGCUGACAGUGGUGGGCCCUGCCGCGUGGCUGUCGAAGGUGCGGCAGUGGACCUUCUCCACCGUUCCGCUGGCGCUGCUCCGCGGAGAUUUCGACGUUCCGGCGCUGCUGGAUGAGUUGGAGCGCUGCGGCUGCGGCUGCGCUGGAUGUUACCAGGGGGAACUAACGGGAUACGGAGAGCCUCGCGUCCCCGCCGCCAUGGCCCGCACGGCGGCGGCCCUGCUUGCCGCGCUGGCUCUGCAGUGGACGGGAGUAGAUGCCUAUGCGCGCUUAGCGACGGCAGUCACUGGUGAAGUGGUGAAGGGAGCAGGGAAUUUGACCAUGGGCGGCAGAGCGCCCUGGGCUGAAGGCCAACGGAUUGAUGAUGGUCACCCGUCCUUCCAAUGCAUCCCUUUCAAUAGGGUCGGUACCUAUACCGUGCUACUUCAAGUUCUCAAUCCCGAGUAUGGCCCGCUGAGACUUCUGAUGGAGUGCUGUGGGGAGAACCAAAAUUUGGUGAACGACAUGGUGACCGAAGUCAAUGCCCAUGAAGUCUAUGGUCCAAAGGGCAAACAUCGUGGAAAGGACGCCCUGGUGAAACAGUACCAAGGAAUCAGAGGAUUGCUGGAGGAGGGAAAACCUGAGUGCAGCUAUUUCUACAUGUUCCAAAACAAAGCAGAUCCAGACAACACCUUCACUGCGUGGUCAGUACCAGAGGACGUUUGCUCCACAGACGUGUCGGGGACUAGAGGUCUUAUUGCCGGAUAUCAGGAGUUUUUGCAGACGCUGAACGCCUUGCGGUAUGGCAAGCUCGUGUAUGCUGGCAAGGGCGACAUCAAUAGCGUUUUGAAUGGCAUGAAUGCUGUGAACGAGGGAAACUUGUCCAGAUUCGUGAAGACACAACCCAAAUAUUUGGACCUUUUUGGGCUGAAAAUUCCUAUUGGAAAGACCAACUUCAUGAAGUUUGAGGGGGUGGAACAGCUUGGCAUCAUGGACAUGCUUUCAGCCUGCGACCACAAUCCCUCCGAAGGCAUUUUGUAUGUUUUCGACAACCGGAUGUGGUCCAACAGCACUCGCGCCCUGAAUGCGACUGAGUUCCUGAAGAGCAGUGCAGCGAGAAAUAGCGAAAAGAACAUGGAGGAGCGCCAGACGGAGCUGACGAUGGAGCUUAGAGAAAGGAUUCGAAUGAUUGAGCGAGUGCUGCCCAAGAAAGCUGUGGAAGUCGAAAAGCAGCAGGAGUUUCUACACGAAGACUCAGAGGCGCUGAAGCUUGGAAGAGGAAAUAGUUAUUUUCCGUGGGACUUACCCUCUGGUAAUUUGACAUAG